This is a messenger RNA of Gadus chalcogrammus (walleye pollock), 17896 nucleotides long. RefSeq names its product SCO-spondin (gene sspo). The record is from RefSeq and is a predicted model, not a curated record. Gene Ontology annotation, cellular component: extracellular matrix. Bases 1 to 17421 code for a protein of 5806 amino acids. Lineage: Eukaryota; Metazoa; Chordata; Actinopteri; Gadiformes; Gadidae. The transcript has 118 exons. Gene Ontology annotation, molecular function: protein binding.
AUGUUAAUGAGAAUCUGCAGCAGCACGCUGGCCGCCGAGGAACAUGAGGUGCAGUCCCUGAAUGCUGGACUCAGCGGCGGCCAAUGUGGAGACAGUGAUGACUCCUUCCAGAGGCCAGAGCUCAUGCCAAGAUCCUCAGGAGCCAUGUCAGGAUGGAGGACCAGGGAGACGCUGCUCCUGGUCCUGCUGGGGCUGCAGCUGACGGAGGCCAUGGGGCGCUGGUGCCCCCAGCGGGUGGAGCAGCAGGUGGACCGCGUGCUGUCCCCCCGCCAGGAGCUGGAGGUAGGCUGCUCCCAGGUGUACCAGUACAGCACCCAGGGGUGGCGGCUGGACGUGGAGCGCAUGCGCCUCCGACACGGGGGGGACGACGGGAUCGCGCGGUACUACCAGCAGCAGGGCCCCGGGGCCAACUGCUCCAUGUACAGGCCUCCAGCGGUCGAGAGCCAGAGGGUGAACAAGACGGUGCAGGGCUGCUGUGAGGGCUGGGGAGGUCCUCACUGUUCCCAGGGGACGGGGGUACGAGGCCACUGCUUCUCCACCUGGAGUUGUGAGGACUUCCCAGGGGUCCACAACUCGUCGCUGAUGUCCAUGGAGCAGUGCUGUGGGGGCUCCUGGGCUCUGAGCUGGCGCAACGCUUCAGACGCUGCCUGUCUGUCAUGUACCUACACCCUCCUGCCGGACUCCCAGUCCUCCCUGCUGGUGCGGGGGGGGCUGCUCGGCAGCACCAGGAACCCCCAGGGGUCCGCCACCUGCGUGACCUGGGGCGGGGCCCACUUCCGCUCCUUCGACAGGAAGCACUUCCACUUCCAGGGCAGCUGCACCUAUGUGCUGGCGGCCUCCACCGAUGGCACCUGGGCUGUCUACGUCAGCACCAUCUGCGAGGGCGGAGGAGACUGCAGUAAGGCUCUCCGGAUGAUGCUUGGUUUGGACCUGGUGUCCGUCCGCCUCCGGAAUUUAACCCUCAACAACGUCCAGGUCGGCCAGGGAGAACCCCUCUUCCAAAAUGGAGUGAGUGUCCAUUGGCUGGGGGACUUUGUGUUUGUGGAGAGCGGCCUGGGGGUCAGGGUGAAGUUUGAUCUGAACAACACGGUAUACCUGACGGUGACCGCUGAGCACAUGGCCACCACUAGGGGGCUCUGUGGGCUCUACAACAACAACGCUGAUGACGACUUCCGCACCAUGGCCGGAACGCUGUCCCAGUACGCUGCAAGCUUUGGAAACUCAUGGAAGGUUCCGGACCCGCAGAACCAGGGCUGCAGCGACGCGGCCGAGCUGGGCCACAGCUGUGACCUCACGGGGGACGCCGCACUGCGCAGGCAGGCGGAGGCUGAGUGCCAGCGCCUGAUGGAGAGCCCCUUCUCCCAGUGCCACCAGCGGGUGGAUCCGGCGGUCUACCUGGACACCUGCCUGUACCUGUACUGCAGCGUGGCCCCCCGGGGCCGGCCCGCCGCCGUGUGCGACACCCUGGCCAGCUACGCCCGCGAGUGUGCCCAGCAGCACCUGGUCACCCUCUGGAGGACGGCUGCCCUGUGUGGUCGGGUGUGUCCCAGGGGCCAGGUGUUCUCGGACUGCGUCUCCUCCUGCCCCCCCAGCUGCGCGGCCCCCCAGCCCCCUGGCCACGCGGCCGCCCUGGGCCAGUGCCGGGGGGAGUGCGUGGGGGGGUGCGAGUGCCCCCCGGGGCUCUACCUGCACCAGGGCCUCUGCAUGAGGAGGGCCGACUGCCCCUGCUUCCACAGAAGACUCACCUACCAGCCAGGGGCCACCAUCCAGAAGCAGUGCAACACCUGCGUGUGUAAGAACGGCCAGUGGCUGUGUACUGGGGAGCGCUGCGCUGCCCAGUGCAUGCUGAUGGGGGCGCUGCAGGUCACCACCUUCGACAGGAAGAGGUAUUCCCUUCAGGGCGGAGCCUGCUCCUUCACUGCUGUGGAGGACUUCGUGGACAGGAAGCUGGCGGUCAGCCUGCGGUGUGGAGACUGUGACUCGUGGAUGGGGGGAGGAAGAGGAAGAGGAGGAGGGGGAGGAGGAGGAGGGGGGCAGGGCUGUCUGAAGGAGCUGUCCGUCUCAGCUCUCCGGACCACAGUAACCAUCACGGACACUGGCUCGGUGACGCUGAACGGGCAGAGGGAGGCGCUGCCGCUGGUCACGGCCGACCUGGUGGUGCGCCGGGCCUCCUCCUCCUUCCUCAUGGUGCAGACCUUCGGGGCCCAGCUGCUGUGGCACCUGGACGGACCGCUGGCCCUCAUCACCCUGCAGCCCGGCUUCGCCCACAAGGUGCGCGGCCUGUGUGGCACCCUGACCUGGGACCAGCACGACGACUUCACCACCCCCGAGGGCGACGUGGAGGCCAGCGUGUCGGCGUUCGCCGCCAAGUUCACGGCAGAGCGCUGCGCCCUUCUGCCGGGGGGCCCCGCGGCCCCCGACCCCUGCACCACCUACGCCCAGAGGAGGCCCCACGCAGACGCCCUGUGCUCCGUCAUCCACAGCCCCGUCUUCCAGGCGUGUCAUGACGUGGUGGAGCGGGAGCCGUACCUGCGGCUCUGCCAGACGGAGGUGUGUGGCUGUGAGCAGCAUGGGGCGUGUCACUGUACGGUCCUCACUGCCUACGCCCGCCACUGCGCCCAGGAGGGCGUGGCCAUCCCCUGGCGCAACCACACCUUCUGUCCCGUGCGGUGUUCCGGGGGCCAGGAGUACCAGGAGUGUGGCCGGGCGUGUGGCGGCUCGUGUUCGGACCUGCAGCGGGGCUGGAGCUGUGAUGAAGACGAGGAUGAUGACGGCGAUGGCGGUGGCGGCGGGGGAGGAGGCGGGCGCACCACCCAGAGCUGUGUGCCGGGGUGCCAGUGUCCCCCGGGGCUGGCUGAGGACCCCUUGGGCCAGUGCGUGCCCCUCGCCAUGUGCCCCUGUGUGCAGGGAGACGGGACCCUCCAGCCCGGCGCCACCGUCCAAAUCAACUGCAACACCUGCGUGUGCGAGCUGGGCCGUCUGAACUGCACCUCGCGGCGCUGCGAGGAGCUGAACCAGUGCCCCGGCUCCCUGGUCUACUCCCCGCGCUCCUGCCUGCUCAGCUGCUCCAGCCUGGACCCCCCCGGCCAGCAGCAGGGGGGCCCGGCCCGGCCCGGCUGCCUGGAGCCCCUGGCGGGGUGCGUGUGUCCCCAGGGGGCCGUGCUGCUGGGCGACCGCUGCGUCCCGCCCGAGGACUGUCCCUGUCACCAUAACGGACGCCUCUACUUCACCAACGACACCAUCACCAAGGACUGCAACACCUGUGUGUGUAAAGACCGCCGCUGGCUCUGCGGCCAGGCGGUGUGCGGGGGCGUGUGCGUUGCCACGGGCGACCCCCACUACGUGACUUUCGACGGCCGCUGCUUCUCCUUCCUGGGCGACUGCCAGUACGUGCUGGCGCGGGAGACGGACGGCCUGUUCAGCGUGACGGCGGAGAACGUGCCCUGUGGCAGCACGGGGGUCACCUGCACCAAGUCGGUCACCCUCAGCCUGGGGAACACCGUCAUCCACCUGCUGAGAGGUAAAGCGGUGACGGUGAACGGCAUGCCAGUGACCCUGCCUCGGUCCUACAGUGGCAGCGGUCUGACCCUGGAGCGCGUGGGGCUGUUCGUCUCGCUGUCCUCCCGUCUGGGGGUCACGCUGCUCUGGGACGGAGGCAUGCGUGUGUACGUGCGCCUGGCGGCCCGCCUGCGUGGCCGGGUCGGGGGGCUCUGCGGGAACUUUGACGGGGACACGGAGAACGACUUCACCACCAGGCAAGGCAUCAUGGAGUCCACCGCCGAGCUGUUCGGAAACUCCUGGAAGGUCAGCCCCUCCUGCCCGGACGUGGCGGACCAGGACCUCCGGGACCCCUGCGCUCUGAACCCCCACAGGGUGCCGUGGGCCAGGAGGCGCUGUGGCCUGCUGACCCAGGAGCUGUUCUCCCCCUGCCACCCUGAGGUUCCCUUCCAGCAGUACUACGACUGGUGUGUCUUCGACGCCUGUGGCUGUGACUCGGGGGGGGACUGUGAGUGUCUGUGCACCGCCCUAGCAGCCUACACAGAGGAGUGCAACCGCAGAGGCGUGUACAUCCGCUGGCGUUCCCAGGAGCUGUGUCCCCUGCAGUGUGACAACGGUCUGGAGUACGAGCCCUGUGGUCCGGCCUGCCCCAGCUCCUGUCCCGCCAGUGAGCCCUGCUCUGAGGCCAGCGGGGGGGCUCUGUACUGCGUGGAGGGCUGCUUCUGCCCCCCCGGCACCGUCCAGAACGGUGAAGGCUGCGUUACCCGCUCCCAGUGCCCCUGCCAGUGGGAGGGCUCUGUGUUCCCCCCAGGAGCCAGUGUCACCCAGCACUGCCAGAACUGCACCUGUGAGGACGGCGUGUGGAGCUGCGGGGGCGUGGCCUGCCCCUCCCCCCUGUGCGAGGAGGGGGAGUUCCGGUGCGCGGGGGGCCGCUGCGUCCCCCCCCAGUGGCUGUGUGACAACGAGGACGACUGCGGGGACGGCUCCGACGAGCUGUGCCCCUCCACCUGCCGCCCCGACCAGUUCCGCUGCGCGUCCACCCCGAGCGGGCCCUGUCUGGACCCGGCCCGGCGCUGCGACGGCCACGCCGACUGCGUGGACCAAUCGGACGAGGAGUUCUGCGGGCCGGCCCCUCUGCCCGCCCUCUGCCCGCCGGGGGAGUUCCAGUGCGCCAGCGGGCGGUGCCUCGCCUCCAGCCGCGUGUGUGACGGGCGGACGGACUGCGGCUUCGCAGACGCCUCGGACGAGCAAGCCUGUGGCGUGGUGUGCGGCGAGGGGGAGUUCCUGUGUGCAGGCGGUCGCUGUAUCCUCUACUUCCACCGAUGUGACGGACAUGACGACUGUGGAGACCUCAGCGAUGAGAGGGGGUGUGUGUGCAGCCCAGCGGAGCUGCAGUGCCCGGGAGGCCGCUGCCUUCCCGCGGACCGGGUGUGUGACGGACACAGGGACUGCCCGUCGGGUGUCGACGAAGCCCUCUGUCCCAGCAGAGUGACGUGCUUCCCGGGACAGUUCUCCUGCUCCGACGGCACCUGCCUGGACGCUACGCGGCUGUGUGACGGAAGGAAGGACUGUCCGGACGCGGAGGACGAGGACGCGAACAACUGCCAUUCGGUCGCCGUAGCGACGACGCCCUCACCGGCACCCCUCGCCCCGACGACGCCGUCAUUAGUCUGCAGGUCCAAUGAGUUUGGCUGUGGGACCGUGGGUCAGUGCGUCCCCGUGGCGUGGCGCUGCGACGGGGAGACGGACUGCAUGGACGGCAGUGACGAGCAGGGCUGCCCCGCGGGCCCCUGCGGCCCCGGGCGGGAGGCCUGCCUCAGCGGGGGGCAGUGCCUGGACCACCGGCAGCUCUGUGACGGGGUCCCGCACUGCGCCGACGCCUCGGACGAGAACGUGGACAACUGUGGCUCCGCCCGGAUCCCGCCCUGCCCAGGCAGCUUCUCCUGUGACAACCACACCUGUGUGAACGCCUCGCAGGUGUGCAACGGAGUGGCAGACUGUCCCCAGGGAGACGAUGAGCUGCUCUGUGACAAGGCCACGACCCCCGCCCCCCCAGGGGAGAGGAACACCUCCCUCUCCUGCCCCGAGUUCACCUGCGGGGACGGAUCCUGCGUCUCCUUCCAGACGGUGUGUAACGGAGUGGCCGACUGCCCAGACCCCUUGCCCAGCGACGAGCAGCACUGCAGGACCUGGGGUCCUUGGGGGGCCUGGGGCCCCUGCAGCAUCACCUGUGGGACGGGCUCCGAGAGCCGGCAGAGGGCCUGUCCCCUGGGGGACCCUCUGCGGAGAUGCCGGGGCCCGGGGGUCCAGAGGCAGCAGUGCUUCAACACCACCUGUCCAGUGGACGGCCGCUGGCUGCCGUGGGUGACCUGGUCCAACUGCUCGCGGGGCUGCGGGGGCUUGGAGGUGAGGCACCGGGGCUGCGCUCCCCCUCGCUACGGGGGGACCGAGUGCGCCCUGCUGCCCGGGGAGUCCAACCUGGCCAUGGAGAUCAAGCCGUGCCCGGAGAACGCCACCUGCGUGAACCGCACCUGUCCCGCCGGCCUGGUGAGGCUCAGCUGCGGGCCCUGCCCCCUGUCCUGCAGCCACGUCAGCACCGGGACACCCUGCCCCCCGGACGACCACUGCUUCUCAGGGUGCUGGUGUCCAGAGGGCCAGGUGAUGGGCCCCAACCAGCAGUGUGUGGCGCCGGGGGAGUGUCCCUGCGAGGUGGGCGGGGCCCGCUACUGGCCAGGGCAGCAGGUGAAGGUGGACUGUGAGGUCUGCGUGUGUGAGGGAGGACGGCCUCAACGCUGCCAGCUCAACCCGGAGUGCUCAGUGCAUUGUGGGUGGUCCUCCUGGUCCGAGUGGGGGGAGUGUCUUGGACCGUGCGGGGUCCAGAGUGUGCAGUGGUCCUUCAGGAGCCCCAACAACCCCAUGAAGCACGGAGACGGACGCACCUGCAGGGGCAUCUACCGCAAGGCCAGGAGGUGUCAGACGGACCCGUGUGAGGAGUGCGAGCACCAGGGUCAGUCCCACGCCGUGGGGGACGUGUGGGGGUCGGGCGGCUGCCAGCUGUGCCAGUGUUUCCCUAACCUCAUGGUGCGGUGCGCCCCCUACUGCCCGCACGCCGCCGCCGGCUGCCCACCGGGCAUGACUCUGGUGCCUGCAGGAGGGGACAGGUGUUGCUACUGCGGAGGUACAGGAGACAACGCUAAUGUCACUCAGACAACCAUGAGCCCGUUUACAGUCUCCUACACGCCAGGAGGGGGAGACAAACCCUCAGUGCCGACCUACCCUAUUCCUCCUGGGGGUGAGUGCUGGUCUCCUCUGGGCGUCCAGUCCCUGCCGGCCUCCAGCUUCACGGCCUCGUCCCAGCAGGCUGCCCAUCCUGCUGGGGCCGCCCGCCUCUACGGCCGGGACCCCCGCACAGACCUCCAGGGCUGGAGCCCGGAGCCGGAGGAGUACCGGGACCUGCCCCAGAGGAACCGCCAGGACCGGGCCGGGCCCCAGCAGAACCCAUACCUGCAGAUAGACCUGCUGCAGCCCUACAACAUCACUGGUGUGCUGACCCAGGGCGGGGGUGUGUUUGACACCUACGUCUCCAGCUUCUACCUGCAGUUCAGCGUGAGCGGCGGUCAGUGGUACACGUACAGCGACCUCACCACGGAUGCCCGGCCCAGAGCCAAGGUGUUCCGUGGUAACCAGGACGACAGGGCUGUGGCAGAGGUGCGUCUGGACCGGAUGGUGUCCGCCCGUCUGGUGCGACUCCUACCCCAGGACUUCAGGAACGCCGUCUACCUCCGGCUGGAGGUCAUGGGCUGUGGCGAGGGCACACCGCCCCCCUCCACCACCGGCUGCCCCGCGGGUCAGUUCUCCUGCCCGCCCCCGGGGGGCUGCAUCCCGGCCGCCCAGCGCUGCGACGGGACCCCCCACUGUGCGGCGGGGGAGGACGAGAGGGGCUGCGACCCCCGACCCCAGGCCACCACCCCGUCAGACAGCUGGCUGUUUCCUCCAUUCGCACGGCGUGUGAAUUCCAUUCACCUUCAUCUUGUGUACGUUGAACCUUUAUGCCGGUGGGAUGUUAGUCUUGAUUUCCCUGUUGUGUGUUUGCUCUGGAGGCCUUACAGCCCUACACCUGCACCCCUAAGGACCCCGUCCACGGACGCUGUCACCCGGCCUGCAGUCACACCCACAGACGGGAGCCCCGGUCACCGCGGCGUCUGUUCCUCCGCCCUGGGACUGGAGGACGGCAGGAUCCGCUACGGACAGAUGAGCUCGUCCACGCACCGCGAGAACAACCCCGCGGACGCCGGGCGCCUCAACAUCGUCCCCAACGUGCUGGUGAUGGAGCCGGGCUGGAGCCCCCUGGCCAGCGACCCCCACCCCUACCUGCAGGUGGACUUGCUGGAGCCCACCUGGGUGUCGGGCGUGGUCACCCAGGGCAGCCAGCGCAUGUGGGGCUACCUGACCCGCUACCAGCUGGCCUUCGCCCUGCACAGCAGCCUCUUCAGCGACUACAGCGAGACCGGGAGGCCGGGCAGCCCGGCCAAGGUGUUCGAGGUGCGCAUGGUGGGCCGUGCCCCGGUGACCCGCUGGCUGGACCGCCUGGUGCGGGCGCGCUACCUGCGCAUCGUCCCACUGGAGUUCAGACACACCUUCUACCUGCGGGCCGAGAUCAUGGGCUGCAGGGGCGACGAGCUGGUGACUCCCAGCAGCGUGACCACGGCGCCCCCCGCUGGCGGGGAGGUGACGGCACAGCGCUGCGGGCCGGGACAGUUCCCCUGCCACCAGGGGGGCGGCUGCGUCCCGGCGUCGGCGGUCUGCGACGGACGGCCCGACUGCAGGGACCGCUCGGACGAGACGAGCUGCGGCACGGUGACGACAGCGGGCUCCCCCGGGCUGCAGAACCUCACCAGCUCUACGGGACGACCCGGUUUCCGUGGCGACGCCACGACAGGAGCCCCGGGCCUCUACAGCAUCCGACCCCCCGGGGGCCGUCCCGGUGUGGCGACCACGCCCUCCACACCCAGGUUCACCGGCCAGCCCGGCCUGCACAACCACAGCACCCGUAAGAGCUCCUCCCCGAUUGGUCCGGGGAGCCCAGCUCCUGCCUGGGUCAGCAGCACCCCCCACGACGGCGGGCUACCCAGGGUGCUUUGCGUGGAGGGCCAGUUUGCGUGUGCGUCCUUCGGCUGUGUGGACCCCGCCCAGGUGUGUGACGGGCACCAGGACUGUUACGACGGAUCCGACGAAGAGCCCUGCGGCUCCACGGCCGCGCCGACCGUGAGCACAGUGCGCCCCCUGGUGCCCAACCCCUGCUCUGCCAAGCAGUUCUCCUGCGCCAGCGGGGAGUGCGUUCACCUGGACCGCCGGUGUGACCUCCACAGGGACUGUGUGGACGGCUCAGACGAGCUGCACUGCGUGGACUGCAUCACGUCGUCCUGGACGUCGUGGAGCCGCUGCAGCGUGUCCUGCGGUCUGGGCUCCCUGUUCCGCCAGCGGGACGUCCUGAGAGAGGCCCUCCCCGGGGGGGCCUGCGGGGGGGCCCAGUUCGACAGCCGGGCCUGCUUCCCCCGGGCCUGUCCAGCGGAUGGCCACUGGUCGGAGUGGACGGCGUGGUCGGAGUGUGACGCCACAUGCGGGGGCGGAGUCCGGACCAGGAGGCGGUCCUGCUCGGCCCCGCCCCCUAAGAACGGGGGGCGGGACUGCGAGGGCAUGACCCUGCAGACCCAGAGCUGCAACGCCACGCCCUGCGGAACGGGGACCGACACACAGUCAGGCUGUGCCCACGGCAUGGUGCUGGUGACGGAGGCCGACUGUCUGGCAGGAAGGGUGGAGGACUGCCCCCCCACCUGCUCUCACCUCAGCCAGACCUCCAACUGCACCGCCAGCUGUGUUCCAGGCUGUUGGUGCCCAGAGGACCGGUACCUCCAGGGGGGCCGUUGUGUGAACGCCAGCCAGUGUGGAUGUGUCUGGGACGGGGACACCCUGCAGCCGGGACAGAACUUCUCCCAGGACCCCUGCUCCACCUGCGUGUGCAGAAACGGACACGUCACCUGCGACAACUCCAGCUGUGUGGCGAGCUGUGAUUGGUCGGGCUGGUCGUCGUGGUCACUGUGUGACGUGACGUGUGGUGCAGGAAUACAACAGCGCUUCAGGUCCCCAGGUCACCACGGGGGUCCCAGCGGGGCCCGGUCCUGCCAGGGGGAUUCCACAGAGGCCCGCCAGUGCUUCAGACCCUGCCUGCCCGCGACGGCCGAGGGCCGGUGGACCCGCUGGACGGCGUGGUCCGAGUGCAGCAGGACCUGCUUCCAGGACGUCGACCAGGUGGGCCUCCGCCGGCGCUUCCGCACCUGCCACCGCCAGGACCCCCCCGCCGGACCGCCGCACGGCCCCGCCCUCGGCCACGCCCCCACUGGCCAGCCACAUGGCCACGCCCCCACGGACCCCCCCCCGGCCUGCAGUGGGGAGGGACAGGAGCAGGAGCCCUGUAACACUGUACAGUGUCCGGUGAGCGGGGGCUGGUCGCCGUGGUCCUCCUGGUCCCAGUGCUCGGCCGACUGUGACUCUGGCGUCCAGACCAGAGGCCGCCGGUGCAGUUCCCCUCCGCCCCAGCACGGGGGCAGCACCUGCCCCGGCCCCCACAUCCAGACCCGGGACUGCAACUCUGCGCCCUGCUCAGGCAUGUGUCCGGAGGGCAUGGUCUUCCUGUCGGAGGCGGACUGCGAGGCGCGGGGCGGGGCGUGUCCCCGGGCCUGUCUGGACAUGACCCCGGCGGAGGUGCAGUGCGCCACCAGCUGCUACGCGGGCUGCCACUGCGCCGCCGGCCUCUUCCUGCUCAACGGGAGCUGCGUGGCCCAGGCCCGCUGCCCCUGCUACCACCAGGGGGCGCUGCACCCCCCCGGGGCCUCGCUGCCCGCCGACGCCUGCAACAACUGCACCUGCCUGGAGGGAGAGAUGCAUUGUGGGGCAGAACCAUGUCCUGUGGACUGCGGCUGGAGCGCGUGGACCCAGUGGAGCGCGUGCAGCCGUACGUGUGACGUGGGCGUGAGGAGGCGGUUCCGCUCGGGGACCAACCCCCCUGCCGUGCUGGGGGGCCGGCCCUGCAAGGGGGAUCGGGUGGGCAUGGACACCUGCAGCGUCGAGCCCUGCUUCAGUGUGAUGGAGCCGUGGGGGGCGUGGUCAGCGUGCUCCGUCACCUGCGGCGGGGGCUACCGGAGCAGAACCCGCGGACCAAUCAGGACCCACGGCACCGCGCAGGGCUUCAGCGCCUGCAGCCUGCAGCCCUGUGGUGGCGGCCGGGUGUGUCCCCCGGGCCAGGGGUGGCAGCAGUGUGUCAGGGGAGAGGUGUCGUGUGAGGACGUCACCAUGGCGCUCAGCAGGAACUGCACCCCCGGCUGCCAGUGUCCAGACGGGACGGUUCUGCAGGACGGUGUGUGCGUGACGAGGGCGGAGUGUCGCUGUGACGUGGACGGGGAGCAGCACCUCCCAGGAGACGCCGUCACCAGAGGCUGCAACAACUGCACGUGUGGAGCAGGGAGGCUGACCAACUGCACCCAGCUCAGCUGUGACGUGGAUGGCCAGUGGUCGCUGUGGACCCCCUGGGGUCAGUGUUCGGUGUCGUGCGGGGCAGGGCUCCAGUCCCGGUAUCGCUUCUGCUCCGCCCCCCCGCGGUCAGGCAGCGGACUGCCCUGCCUGGGAGACCACCGCAAGGACCAGGCCUGCGUGGGCCCCCCCUGCGACCGUGAUGGCGGCUGGGGCCAGUGGAGCAACUGGACGGACUGCACCAAGUCCUGCGGUGGGGGUGUCCAGAGCCGGAGGAGGGAGUGUGACAGUCCCGCUCCGGAGGGGGAGGGGGACUACUGCGAGGGCCUGGGCACGGAAGUCACGGCCUGUAGCACCCUCCACUGCCCAGUGGCCCCGUGCUCCACCGUCCCAGGUACGGUGUUCAGCAGCUGUGGCCCCUCCUGUCCUCGCACCUGUGAUGACGUGACCCACUGUGAUUGGAGCUGCGAGGCGGGCUGCUACUGCACGGAGGGGAAGGUCCUGUCGUCCAACGGGACGGUGUGCGUGGGGCGCGAGGCCUGUCCCUGCCUGGACCUGAGCACGGGACAGCGGCUGGAGGCGGGGGCCACCAGCCUGGCCCCCGACGGCUGCAACAACUGUACCUGUGAAGGAGGAAGGCUGAACUGCACCAGUGAGCCCUGUCCAGUGGCCGGGGACUGGUGCGAGUGGUCCCAGUGGACCCCCUGCUCCCGGACCUGUGGGGCAGAGUGGGUGACCCGCUACAGGGCCUGCAGCUGUCCCGAGCCCAGGGAGGGGGGCGCCGGCUGCCCCGGGGUACAGGAGGUCCACAACGGGGUGGGGGUCCAGGUCCAGAGGCAGCCCUGCCCGGUGAUCUCCUUCUGCCCAGUGCACGGCUCCUGGGGGCCCUGGGCCCCGUGGUCUGAGUGUGACGCCUGCGUCGGGGCCACCAGCCGGACCAGGGAGUGCAGCAGCCCCCCCGCCCGCUUCGGGGGGCUGCCCUGCCACGGCGUCAGCAGGCAGAGGCGCGGCUGCCAUGACAACCACACCAUCUGCUCAGACUGCGGGGGGGGUCAGGAGGACUGGCCCUGUGGUAAGCCCUGCCCGCGCUCCUGCUCCGAUCUCCACGGCGACACGGAGUGCAUGGACUCCCCCGCCUGCAGCCCGACCUGCGGUUGCCCCGGUGACCAGGUCCUGCAGGAUGGGGUCUGCACCCCCAGGGAUGAAUGCCGCUGCAAACACCACGACAGCACGUCUGCUGGCGGCAAUGAUGCCAGCAAUGCAUCAUGGGUAUGGCCCGGGCCUUCUGAUUGGCUGUACAUCAAACCAGGGGAAAACAUCACUAGUGACUGUAAAAACUGUUCCUGCGAGGCCGGGGUGCUUCAGUGUCAAACGGUGGACGGUUGCCUUGUCGACGGAGGCUGGAGCCAAUGGGCAGCCUGGUCCGAGUGCUCGUUGCCGUGUGGAGGCGGGGCCAAGCUCAGGCACCGUCAGUGUGACAACCCGGGCCCUCAGAGCGGCGGGCGGGGCUGUGCGGGCGUGGCCGAGCAGCAGAAGGACUGCAACGCACAGAACUGCACAGACUCGGCGGGGGGCUGGCUGCCCUGGUCCCCGUGGGCCCCCUGCUCGGUCAGCUGUGGCGGAGGUGAGCAGUACCGCACGCGGCGCUGCGCCUCGCCGCCCUGCAGCGGCCUCCACAGGCAGAGCAAGACCUGCAACACCCAGGUCUGCCUCGAGGUGGGCUGCCCCCCGGGCCGGCUGUACCGGGAGUGCGAGCGGGGGGAGGACUGUCCCUUCAGCUGCUCCCAGGUCAGCGGGCGGGAGGGCUGCUACUCCGACGGCUGUGAGGAGGGCUGCCACUGCCCCCCCCACACCUACCAGCACCGCGGCCUCUGUCUGCAGGAGUGCCCAUGUCUGGUGGACACCGAGCUGCUGACCUCCAUAGAGAGCGUCUCCGUGACGCCCCUCUCCUCUCUGCUCCUCCACAACGUCUCGGAGGGGGAGGAGCUCUCGCCCGGCAGCACCCUGCAGCACGACUGCAGCUCCUGCUCCUGUGAGCACGGCCUGUGGAACUGCUCCCUGGCCCACUGCCCCCUGGACGGGGGCCUGUCCCCCUGGGGCCCCUGGAGCCCCUGCUCCCUGUCCUGCGGGGGCCUGGGUCUGAAGAGCCGGUCGCGGGGCUGCACCAAGCCCCCCCCCGCCCACGGAGGACGGGACUGCCCGGGGGUCCGUCUGGAGAACACCUACUGCCAGGCCCCGGACUGCCCCGGGCUCGUCGGUCCUACAGAAGCCCCCAGCACACCAGACGAGGACGCAGGCUUCUCCCCCUGGUCCUCCUGGAGCCCCUGCAGCCGGACCUGCAGUGACGCCCGCACCCCCGCCUCCAAGACCCGCCAGCGCCGCUGCGUCAGCCCGCCCUGCUCCGGGGCCCCCCACCAGGAGAAGGCCUGCAACCUGCCCCAGUGCCCAGACGGCGGGGCCGUGUGCGUGGGGGAGGGGUGCGUCAGCAGGAACUGCUCCUGGACGGGCUGGGCCCCGUGGGGGACCUGCUCUCGUUCCUGCGGCGUGGGCCAGCAGCUCAGGCUGAGGACCUUCGUGGCCCCGGGGCCCGGCGGGGCCUGGUGCCACGACAUCCUGGACGGGAACCAGGAGCAGCGCUUCUGCAACAUCCGGCCCUGCAGAGUGGACGGGGGGUGGUCCCGCUGGAGCCCCUGGUCCCGCUGUGAUAAGGUGUGUGGUGGGGGGCGCUCCAUACGCACCCGGUCCUGCUCCAGCCCCCCGCCCAAGAACGGAGGCCUCAAGUGUGAGGGGGAGAAGAACCAGGUGAAGCCCUGCGGCACCAAGCCCUGUGAAGAGAAGGGCUGUCCUCCGGGCCAGGAGGUGGCGCUGUGUGCCAACCAGUGUCCCCAGCGCUGCUCGGACCUGCAGCAGGGCAUCGAGUGCCAUGACAACGCAGAGUGCCAGCCUGGAUGCCGCUGCCCCAAAGGCCAGCUGCAGCAGGAGGGUGUGUGUGUGCAGCUGUGGCAGUGCGACUGCGUGGACUCUCUGGGUCAGACCUGGGCGGCCGGCAGCUCCCACCAGGUCUCCUGCAACAACUGCAGCUGCUCCGACGGACAGCUGCUCUGCACCAAUCACAGCUGCGAGGACGCCUGCUCCUGGAGCUCCUGGUCCAACUGGGCCUCCUGUAGCACUUCCUGUGGGCGGGGCCAGAGAACACGAUACAGGUCCAUGACCUCAGAGACCCCCGGGGCCAGCUGCCAGUUCGAGGAGGUCCAGCACAAGUCAUGUGACCCGGGGCCGUGCCCGCGCCUCUGUGUCCAUGACGACCAGGACCUCCGGGUGGGAGACACCUGGCUGCAGGGGGAGUGUCAGCAAUGCACCUGCACCCCGGAGGGAGAAUACUGCCAGGAGAUCGAGUGCAGAGUGGACGGGGGCUGGACGCCGUGGUCGGUGUGGGCCGACUGCCCGGUGACCUGCGGACAGGGUACACAGGUUCGAUCCCGCGCCUGCGUCAACCCCCCCCCGCGCAACAACGGCUCCCACUGCGGGGGUCCGGAGCGAGAGGUCCAGGACUGCAGAGCCCCCCCCUGCCUGGACGACCUUUGCCCCUGGUCGCCGUGGUCGCCGUGCUCCCGCAGCUGUGGGGCGGGCUCUGCGCUGCGGCGGCGUGGCUGCGUGUGCGAGGAGGCGGGGGACGCAGCUUGCCCCCCCGAGGUGGAGGCGGAGCGGGGCGCGGAGGAGACCCAGCUGUGCUACAGGCGGCCCUGCCCAGGCUGUCCAAUGUCGGAGUGGAGUGAGUGGUCACUGUGUUCCUGCGAGUCUCAGAGACAGCAGCGCCAUCGCGUGGCUCUCUCCCCGGCCACCAGGGGGCAGCAAUGCUCUCCUGUGGAAACCCAGAGCAGAGCCUGCAACCUCAGCCUCUGUGACAGCUGCGACGCCCCCUUCCUCUACUCGGAGUGUGGCGCCCCCUGUGAGCAGCAGUGUGCGCUGCGGGGCCGCCCGGAGCUGUGUCUGGGGGCGGGGGGGUGCACCCCUGGGUGCUACUGCCCGCAGGGGCUGCUGCAGCUCAACGGUAGCUGUGUUCCUCCGGAGGCCUGUGGCUGUGUCCACCUCCAGCAGGACGGCCCCGACCGGCCCCCCACGCCCAUCACCGUCCCCCAGGGAGAGACCCUCGCCGUGGGCUGCAGCACCUGCUUUUGCCAUGAGGGGAUUCUGCAGUGUGACAUGAGAGAGUGUGAAGUCAUUCUCAGCGAGUGGUCAGCGUGGACCCCCUGCUCUCCGUGCAAGCUGUCCCCUGCGGGGCCCGAGGGGCCCGGCCCGGUGUCCCUGCAGCGGCGCUACCGGGCCUGCCUGGACCUGGACUCGGGCCUCCCCGUGCCUGAGGAGGAGCAGCAGGGCCAGUGUCCCGGGCCGCUCAGCCAGGAGCGCGCCUGCCCGGACCCCGCGGUGUGCCGAGACGUGUGUGUGUGGAGAGCGUGGGGGGCCUGGGGGGCCUGCACCCAGCCCUGCAGUGGAGGCUUCAGGCAACGCCACAGGCAGCCUCUCGCCCCCUCCCCAGGACCCCACUGCAGGAGGCAGCAGACCCAGAGCCAGAGCUGCAACACAGGCCUCUGCCCAGGUGAGCGCUGCGAGGACCGGGGGCGGACCUACCAAGAGGGCUGUGCCAAUCAGUGUCCCCGCAGCUGCACCGACCUAUGGGAGCACGUGCAGUGUCUACAGGGAGCCUGUCACUCAGGAUGCCGCUGUCCAGAGGGCCAGCUGCUGCAGGACGGAGAGUGCGUCCCGCUGGCUGACUGCCGCUGCGGCUUGCCGUCGGGCAACGGCAGCCUGGAGUUCAACCCGGGGGAGAACGCCACGCUGGACUGUAACGACUGUGUGUGUGAGAACAGCCGUCUGGUCUGCACCAAGCAUCUCUGCCCCGCCUACCAGCCCUGGAGCCAAUGGAGCGUCUGCUCUGCCUCAUGUGGGCGUGGCCAGAGGACGAGGACACGCCCCUGCCUGGAGCAAGAGGGCGGGGUUCCCUGCGGGGACACGGAGCAGACGGACAGCUGCCUGCUGCCGGCCUGCCCAGCCGACUGUGAGCUGAGUGAGUGGUCCUCGUGGAGCGCGUGCAGCGCCUCGUGUGGCGGGGGAGUGUCGGUGCGGAACAAGACGCUGGUGCAGGAGGCGGAGCCGGGGGGGCGGGCCUGCAGCCCACCGCUGGAGCAGCACACCGUCUGUAACACCAGCAGCUGCCUGCCUGAGUGUCCCCGUGGCGAGGUGUUCAGUGUGUGUGCCGGCUCGUGUCCACACACCUGCGAGGACCUGUGGCCCCAGAGCCAGUGUGUGGCGGGCCCCUGUACCCCGGGCUGCUCCUGCCCCCCAGGACAGGUGCUGUACGGGGGCUCCUGCGUGUCCCGGGACGACUGCCCCUGCUCGCCCCUCGCUCUCCUGCGUGGGAACCACGAGAUGAACUCCAGCGCCGAGGAGAGCGGCCCGGAGGCCCCGGUGCCCCCCGGCUCCACCAUCAAGCACCUCUGUAACACCUGUGUGUGUAAGGGAGGCCUCCUGAACUGCACCUCGGACACAUGUGAUGUGGACUGCGAGUGGUCCGUCUGGUCUCCCUGGAGCUCCUGUUCCUCCAGCUGUGGUUCUGGACAACGUCGCUCCAACAGGACCGUGCUCCGGCCCAGCCGGUACAGUGGGGCCCCGUGUGAGGGCCCCGGCCAGCACACAGCGCCCUGCCUGGCCCCUGACUGUGCUUGCCCUGCGGGGGAGCGUUGGCGACGGGGGGGCCCUGAGGGCCCGGUCCUGUGUGAGAGGGGCUGUGGGGACAUGUACGUCCCCCCGCCCGCUAACUGCAGCGCUGCGGCGGAGGGCUGCGUGUGUCUGGAGGGGCGCUACCGCCAGGGGGGCGGGGCCUGCGUCCUGCCCGCCCUCUGCCCCUGUGAGGACGCCAGCGGCCGGACCAGAGAGGCGGGCGUAGAGUGGGAGGAGGACUGUGUCUGGUGCCGCUGUGUGAACGGGGUGAAGGAGUGCCGGUCCAGAUGCCCCGCCCUCUCAUGCGACGAGGGGGAGGUUAAGGUGCUGGAGCCAGGCGACUGCUGCCCCGUCUGCAGAAAAUCAUUCCCAGGUGAGCCGGAGGCGGUGUGCCAGCGCUACACCCAGGUGAGGAACAUCACUAAGGGAGGCUGUCGCCUGGACAACGUGGAGGUCAGCUUCUGCAGGGGCCGCUGCCAGUCAGGGGCAGACGUCAUCCUGGAGGAGCCCUACCUCCAGUCGGUGUGUGAGUGCUGUAGCUACCGCCUGGACCCGGUCAGCCCGGUGCGCUUCCUCAGCCUGCAGUGUGCCAGCGGAGACAGCGAGCCCGUCGUGCUGCCCGUCAUCCACAGCUGCGAGUGCACCAGCUGCCAAGGGGGCGACCUCUCCAGACGCUGAGGGACAGGGGCAGCGGCAGGGGCUGUGUGUGUGUGUGUGUGUGUGUGUGUGUGUGUGUGUGUGUGUGUGUGUGUGUGUGUGUGUGUGUGUGUGUGUGUGUGUGUGUGUGUGUGUGUGUGUGUGUGUGUGUGUGUGUGUGUGUGUGUGUGAGCCUGAGACCGGACCGGACCCGGUUCAGAGGACAGAAUGUCAUCUCAGCGGGCCGGUACCGUCCUGCUCCUCUGUACAGAUCCUUUAUAUUAUUAUAUGCAUAUUAUAUUAUUUUAUGUUUGCAUAAAAAGAAAAAGUCUUGACUAUAGAGAAACCGUUUUGUAUUCACUUUAAAUAAACUAUAUCUCCCUUAAGGUCAUUACUUUAUAUUAUUAUAACAUUAUUAUAUUUAUGAACCUGUUUUACUACUGAGGAUUCCACUGGCUGUAACCUUCGAUAUCAAACAUGACAGAUCCUGACAGUUCGCUGGUCAUCAAUAAACGUU